UCCGACCCCGCUGAGCCUCCAACCGGGGCACUAGGAGGGCACCCGGGAUUAGGGGCUAAGAUCAGCCGGAGGGGCGGGGGGAGCGAUGGGUCUGAGCCCGGUUUGUGCCGGGGAUGGAUGGAUGGAUGGAUGGAUGGAUGGAUGGAUGGAUGGAUGGAUGGAUGGAUGGACGGAUGGAUGGGGCACGGCACGGUGAAGUAAUUCCAGCCCGGUAACGUUCGGGGGGUGGUUGCUUUGAGGCUGCUGUAACGUGGCACUCAGAUGGAUAAGCGGUGACAUUAUAUACGGGUCCCAAACAAAAGUGAACCUGGGAACGUGUCCUAGGAACAAAGAGGGGUGGGAGCAGUCCGCAGGUGGGAGUGAGCAGACAGAGGGUUUAAUUGGGCUUAAGCCGGAGCCGGAUCCGUCUUUGCAAGGGAUUAUGAUCCCUCCGUCUGUGCAGGCACUGCAGGAGCUGGGCACCCCCAGCCCCGUCCCGACCCCUGGGUCAGUGUGAGCAGGGCACGGGGUGGGGGCAGCAGCUCAGUCAGCGUCAUGGGUCAUUGUUGGGCCGGGUCUGGUGCACAGACCUGCUUUCCAUAAGGACACCGCAAACUGGAACGGGAAUGAAAAAUAGCCAGAAAUAUGAUUAGAGGAUUGGCGAAAAUGCCUUAGAGUACAAGCGUUAAGAGCUCAAUCUGUUUAGCCUACAAAAAUAGAAGACUGAGGGGUGACUUAAUUACUGAACAUAAUUACUUCCCAGGCGGAAAAUGCCAGGUAGUGGCAGGUUCUCCCAUCCAGCAGGGAAUAGCAGUGGGAGGGCCAGCAGCAGGACUUGGACGCUGUCCCCGUGUGCCUUUUGUCCCCAGCCCAGCAGUGAUGGGGCCGUUUUCUCACGGCUGGAGCUGGUGCCGGGGCGCAGCUUUGCCCGCAAGCGAUGGGACAGGAGCGGAGCUUUUGAUGCCUCUCCCAGGACUCCCCAGAGCCAUGACUGCAACUGUGCAGACGCUGCGCUUCAAGCUGUUGCCGCACGACACGGGCCAGGAGUGGGUGCACAGCUGCCAGCAGGAGAUUGAGCGCCGCUACCAGGUGGUGCCCUCGGUGGUGUGCGCCAUGUGCUGCCUCUUCGGGAUCAUCUACUGCUUCUUUGGUUACCGCUGCUUCAAGGCUGUCAUGUUCCUGACGGGACUGAUGUUCGGCUCCAUCAUCAUCUUCAUGCUGUGCUACAAGGAGCGGGUGCUGGACACGCAGCUGAGCGUGGAGGCGUCGGUGGGCAUUGGGCUGGGCAUCGGGGUGCUGUGCGGGCUGGUCACCAUGCUGGUGCGCAGCGUCGGCCUCUUCAUGGUGGGGCUGCUGCUGGGGCUGUUGCUGGCGGUGGCCACGCUGGUGGUGAUGGAGCAGUUCUACCACCCGCCCACAGUGUGGAUCCCCAUCGCGCUGCUGCUGGGCGUGGGGAUGCUCUUUGCCGUGCUCACCCUGCAGUGGCAGCGUUUCUUCACCACCCUCUCCACCGCCGUCUUCGGCAGCGCCAUUAUGACCGUCACCGUCGAUUACUUCAUCGAGCUCUUCCUGCUGGUGCAGUACAUCUACGAGCGCAUCAAGGUGGCCCCCGCUCGCCCUGUGUGCUGGUACAGCUGGGUCAUCCUGGGCGUCUGGCCACUGCUCACCGUGCUGGGCGUCCUGGUCCAGUGGAAGGUCACAGCCGAGGGUUACUCUCACACUGAAGUGAUCAUCAGCCGGCAGCAGCGCCGCGUGCAGCUGAUGCGCAUCAAGCAGCGGGAGGACCGCAAAGAGAAGAAGAAGAAGCGGAGGCCCCACCACCCACCUCCCCACCAGCACAAGGCCCACCCGCCUGAGCCCGCCUACCGCCGCAAGCCCAACCCUGUGCGCCGCUUCGAUGGGGACGUGCUCUCCCCAGUGAGUCCCACGCCCAGGAGCUACAUCCAGAGUUUCCGAGAGCGGCAGACGGGGCCAUCCCUCAACAGCCUCAUUGCCAGCUCCCAUGCUGUGGUGGACCUGGACUAUGACUGCAGCUCCACCGUGCCCCUCACCACAGGCUCCGGCCCCGCCAUGCGGGUAUAAGCCAACCCAGUGACCUCGAGUGACACCAGCACCCCAGCCUGCUCCCACAGACCUCUUUGGACACAUGGGGCUGUUCCUUCAGCCUCGGGGCUGUGGAGGCUAUGGAUGGAGAACCUUCCUGGGGCAGCACGGGACUCGUCUCGGUGAGCCCAGGAUGCCUGUGAGACCCAGCCAUGCUGGGCAUACACCCAGGCAGAAACUCAGCCCACGGACUGGGGCUAUGAGCACCCAUGGACUCACAGAGUGUGGUGUGAGCGGCUCUGCUGCACGUUUCCCCAUGGCCUGGGCACACUCCUCCUGUACCCUGACUCCCCCCUCUCCAUGUUCAAGCCCUCCCAGAGCAGUUUCCCGUGCCUGCUCCCUCCCCAUCGCGCCCCACAGCAACUCCCCAAGUGCCUGUCCCCACGUUCCUUCUUCAGAGAGCAGCUCCCCAAGCCCCUGAUCCCAGAGUGAUUACCCUGAGCAUGUGUGCCCCAUCCCACCCCAGGCAGCACUCCCCAAACCCUGCCUUUAGGGGUUCCUGCCCUACACAACCUCCUUGCCCCCAGAGCAGCUUGCCUGCCCCCUUCCCCUGUUUUCCUGGGCUGAAGUGGGGCUGACUCGGGCAGAGGCUGCCAGGGCAUGGGGCUACUGCUGCAGGGUAACGGCACCGGGGCUCUGUCCCACCCGGGCACUGUGCACACUCCCCUGAAUGUUUUGACAGGAGCCAGGACGCAGCCUUCGGGAGGAGGCUGGGCUGCCCCAGGGACCCCCCAGCAUCAGAGGCCAUCGCUGUUUUGCUUGCGACUGGAUUUUAUAGCGGCUGGGGGGCCCUGAGGGCAGCACCUCUGUGGGGCAGGGCAGGAGCCCCUGCUCAGAGCACCGCUGCAGACAGAGGCUCCCUCCUUGUAUAUACUUCUCUUGCUGUGAUUUGUAUUAAUUUAUUACGGAGUGAGCCAGGACCUCCCCGCAGGCGGGAUGUGGGGGGACCAGAGUGGGGUGCCCCCGGGUGCUUUCCCAUCCCCGGCUGCCACCCCAGGAACUGCAUGUUUCUGCCACGCCGUCUCUGCAGCGCCGUGCUGCCGCCGUCCCCCUUUUCAGCCUCUUUUGUAAAUGUGCCAAACGCUGCUGAGGCCACGGCCACACAGUAAAGAGCCUUUCGGAA
Molecule: messenger RNA, 3205 nt
Organism: Coturnix japonica (Japanese quail)
Lineage: Eukaryota; Metazoa; Chordata; Aves; Galliformes; Phasianidae
Gene: TMEM198
Product: transmembrane protein 198
Biological process (GO): positive regulation of canonical Wnt signaling pathway
Cellular component (GO): cytoplasmic vesicle; plasma membrane
Source: RefSeq, a predicted model, not a curated record